Adineta ricciae is the source of this 741-nucleotide messenger RNA. The record is from the annotation of a GenBank genome assembly. NCBI's taxonomy places the organism in Eukaryota, Metazoa, Rotifera, Eurotatoria, Adinetida, Adinetidae.
AUGGGAAAGACGAAUGUUAUUACAAAAAUAUUUCUUGUUUUGGUAACUAUCGUUGGUAUUAUUGCAUUGAUUCUUUUGAUUAUCGGUGUUGCUACGAGAAAAUGGCUUAGUAUUUCGAGUAGUUUAUCUCCAUUAGAGACCCAAAUAAGUGGAGUUCUGAGUAAUACAACAUUUCUUACUUCACUUAUCAUUGCAACACGAGCGAGUCAAACUCAAGUUGUACAAAUAGUUUUAGCAACUGCACAGAAAGUUAAAGAUCAAUUAAAUGCCGCAACUGCUAAUCAUACAACUUAUCAUUUGUAUGGAAAAGAUCCAAAUAUACCUGAAACAUCAUUAAGCUUCAAAACAUCUCAAGGUUUUGUUUUUGCUGGAAUUGGAUCACUUUUCUUCGGUCUUUUAUUAGCGAUUAUCAUUACAUUAUUACCAUUACCACGUUUUAUUCGUCUUCUCCCACUGUUACUUCUAAUAAUUGGACCAAUUUUAAUUACAAUUGGAUUUGUUCUUUAUCCAAAAACAGUUAUCGAAGAUUUCGGUAAUUCUUUACAGGUUUCAAUUGAUAUUGGUUACAGUAUCAUCCUUGUGAUCAUUGCAUCAAUUAUUGGUUAUAUCACAGCUGCUCUCUUUGCUUUUAUCAUUCUUCAACCACGUCAAAAUUCACCACAAAAACCUCCUACUCGUACCUUUGCACCCCGUUCAAUAUUUCGACCUUCAUAUCCAAUCAGAAUGAAGAGGAAUUGGUGA